Messenger RNA from Vitrella brassicaformis, 2359 nucleotides. The record is from the annotation of a GenBank genome assembly. Lineage: Eukaryota; Vitrellaceae.
GGGGUGUCCAUCUUGAUAACGCGAGGUCAUUGACAUGCGUGCAUAUUGCUCAUCUGAUCUCGUGGAUCUGUUCACUCAUCAGAUGGACACUUUUUCCCUAACGUUCACACGCCCUACAGACCAUCAAUCACCAUGUCGUCAAACCAAAACCAGACACAAUCAAUCCUCACCCCACCACCAGAGACGCCAACAGCCCUACUCCCUAUGCACAUGAUCAUCACUCGCUGACGUGACGCCCUAUCGACUCGACUCUCUAUCUGUCCUUGUCAGCCUUCCAUGCUCUCCUCUGCACACAUGUCUCCUGGCUCCUCACCCUGUCUCUCGGAUAGGUGUAGUGCAGCAACGAAUAAAGCACAAAACACACGGCCCAGGGCACGGUCGUGGUGCAGAACAGAGCCUUCCCCAGCGCAGCGGCAUUGCGCUCACGCAACCGCUCGUCCAUGUCGGCUAUUUUCUGCGUGGUCUUCUCGUAACCAAAGACGUUUUCGGAUAGAAUUCCGACCAGUGGGGCCCCCAGCAAGGCUGCGGCCGUGAUGUCACAUGCAGAGCACUGAACGCACACACGUACAUACAUACAACGGACCCGCGCUGCCUUCUUUUCGUCUGCCUGGCCGAUUGAUACGCACCCAUGAGAAGACAGUAGCCCUGUAAUCGCUCUGCACGACUUCUGCGAGCAGCGGCCUGAUGACGGCCACCCCCGCCCAGCCGGCGGAGAUGCCGAUCAUCAGCCCCAGCAGCACGAACCAUGGGAGAGAGGUUGGCUGGCGUGGGAUGAAUAGCAAGAGGAUGCACGACGCAGGCACCUUGAUAGCAAUGCCUAUCUGGCCUGAAAUGCGCAGAUCGACACACGAAACGGCCGCCACCACACUCGUGUGUCUCAGGAUGCUUUUUUGGCUACCAAGGUAUAUUCUGCCAUGGUCGGCCGAGAGUUUGUAGAGCAUGUCGCCGAGGUAUCCCCCCAGAGGUCCUGCCGCAGCGGCGGUCAUGAGGACGGCGCCCAGGACGGCCGCGGCCACGAAGUCCUCCAGACGGCAAUACUGGAGGAACAUCACGAUGAACGAAAUCGCUGACCAUGGGAUAUGCGAAAACAUGCCCUGAAUGGGUGCGCACGGCCGCACAUCUCAUCUACACACACGUGUGUUGACACUUAUCUACCUCCCCAACAUACAUACCUGAAUAACGAUUACACAAAUUGUCGGCAAGCGAAAGUAGGACAAGGCCUCGGCGAGCCUGUACUGCGUCGGCCGUCUGGGCAGCUGCUGGCUCCCAUCGCCUUCGUCACCUGGCGCACUGCCCUCAUCGUGUGCAGCAGGAAUGGAUGGCGGCCGUGAGGGCAGCUUCCGGUGAGGGAGAGUCCUCCGCGGCACGUCGCCAGCACCAUGGAGAUCAUCAGCCCCACCAGCAGACUCAGAAUGCCCACCGAUGCAAACGCCACACGCCAACCCUGUGGGCACAGACGAGACAGGCAUAUAGACAAGCAGACAAAGACGGGUUAUCAUCUCCUCGCGCCUGUGUCUCUGACUGAGUCUUGUUACAUGCGUUCCCAUGAUGUUGAGGUUUGAUAUGGAAGUGGUGUAUACGCCCCCCACCAGCCGCCCGAUGCACUGCGACAAGUGGAUGAGCCCAAAGGCCAGUCCGUAAGAGUCCCUCUGGAAUAUGUCGCUCAGCAGCGACUGUGUGAUGGGCGAGACAGAGGCGAGCGCCACGCCAUUGAGCGCCCGCAUCAACAGAAUGGCCCACAGGUGGGCAAUGGUCGCCAGCGCCAAAGUUGUGACACCCCAGCACAUGCACCCUGUUGCCAGCACGAUCGGCCGUGAGUGUGUGUCGGCCAGCGUGCCCGAGAGGGGCGAGAACAAGGCGAAGCACAGCGUCUGGACAAGCGCGAUGGUGCCGAGAGUGGCCGGCCCGAAUUGCAGGUCGGUCUCCAGUGCUUUGAAGGACGCGGGCAGGAGUUGGUCGUCGCAUGAGUCGAGUCCGGCCGUGAUGUAAAGGAAGAAGAGUGAGCGGAAGGCCACGUGGCGGCGAGGAGACGUCGGCUGUGUGGACGGCGGACCUCUCUGGACGACCCUCAGGCUGGACUCCAGCAGCAGUGGGGCAGCUUCCACCUCCUCUGCUUCGGCUGCUAUCAUCUCAAUGGCAUCACCUGGCUUGCACUACACCGCUGCAGCCCUGAGAGCACACAUGUGGACACGUCACUUCCUGCCAAGUUCCUGCAACGCCAUGGCUGCAACGCUUCCCUUCUGCAGUGGGGCUCACCUCGCACUGGCCUUUCUUCACGGCUGCGAGGGUGCAGAGAUUCAUACGGCAUCUGGCGGGCUUCCUCCGGCCUUCUGUCACCAUCAUAGCGGCCCGAUUUGGG